UAUACUCCACUCCAUGCCCUCUCUCUCUCUCUAUCGCCUGAAACGCAGUGUACUCUCCAAGCAGCUGGACAUUAAAGUUGAACCGGAAAACUCUGAAAAAAAAACAAAGGAAAGCGGUCGGUGCGCCAGAUUGAAUUGUAGAGUGAGGAAGACGAAAAUGAAGACAAUGGUGGCUCUUGCUCCUUCCUGUUGCGUAAUUCGUCGCUGGUCAAUUGGCCGCCGCCACUUUCCUCGUAUUAUUAAUGCCCGCGGCAUCAUAAAUAUCAGCAUCGGCACUCAAAAACCCCGACUCAGCCCUUUCUCUUCUCAAUUUUCCCACUCGGAGCCCUUCUCUCCGACAACAAUCGCCAUGGCCUCUUCUUCAACUCAGAGUGCGUCAGCUGCGGAUUCUUCUACUAGUUCUGAAUUAAAUGUUUUCCAGCUCAUUCAGUAUCAUCAGGAAAAGGCUGCUAGGCUGCCUCCUCUUGAAGAAAUUCGGACUGUUUUAGAUCACAGUUCACGCGGCAUGCUCUCUACUUUCUCUCAGAAGCACGAAGGUUACCCGUCUGGUUCAAUGGUGGACUUUGCUUGUGAUGCCUAUGGGUCUCCAAUAUUGGCUGUCAGCAGCUUGGCGGUUCAUACCAAGGACCUCUUAGCUAAUCCAAAAUGCUCAUUGCUCAUAGCAAAAGAUCCCGAGGAUAGGACUGAUUUAGUUAUAACCCUGCAUGGUGAUGCUGUUUAUGUCUCUGACAAAGAUAGAGAAGCAAUACGUACUGUAUACUUGGCUAGGCAUCCCAAUGCAUUCUGGGUUGACUUUGGUGACUUCCAAUUUUUGCGUAUUGAGCCCAAAGUCAUACAUUAUGUUUCAGGGAUUGCAACAGCUUCACUGGGUUCAGGAGAGUUUAGCAAAGAGGAGUAUAGAGCCACAAAAGUGGAUCCUAUAUAUCAGUUUUCCAAGCCUAUUGUGUCUCACAUGAAUAAAGAUCAUGGCGGUGAUACCAAACUGAUUGUGCAGCACUCAACAUCAAUUCCGGUGGAUUUUGCUCACAUGCUGGAUUUGGACAGUCUUGGCUUCAAUGUUAAGGCUGGCUAUCAAGGGGAUACUUUUAAGCUACGAGUACCCUUCCCUAGACGUGCAGUUGAUAGAAAAGAUGUGAAGACCCUUAUAGUUGAAAUGCUUCAAGCUGCAAAGUCUCAAGUUAAUUGAUUCUAUUAAUGAAGGAUGAUGAGGAUCUUGAAAGCACGGAGAGUGACCUCUUCUUUUGAUAUAGCAGAAUGGGAAUGAGAAAACUACUCUAGCCGGUGUGGAUUAGGCUUGCGCAUUAGCUUUGGAUAAAUAUUGUAUUCAAAGGUUGUGGAACCUUUUCCUCUUUCAAUUGGAAUUGGAUGGACCUCAGGAGGAUGGAAAGCCGUUAGGCCAAUGAAGUGGCACUGAAGUUUGAAGCACAAGCAAACAAAAACAAGAACAAAAAAAGAGGAAGGCUUAGGCCGUCCAUCAUCCAUGUGUUUGGGCUUGGACUAACGGUCUCAUCAUAGCCAUAGGGUUGGCCUGUGGCCUGGCCUUUGAAUAAAUAACACCAACAAUCUCAAUCCCUCGCUCUUCUUUGUCAAUUUCCCAUCCCAAUCGCCUUUGCAUUAACACAACAGCCUAACAACGGAGGCAAAGGCAACCAAGACGAGGAUCAAUCUUUUUGUUGUUGCGGUGGCGGCUUCUUCCGUCUCUGGAAAACUGUUUUGAAUGAAUAAGCAUAUAACAUAGCAUAGGACAAAAUAAAUAUAUUUUAAAAGGGGGUGGGUUGGAUAUCUAAGUAUAGAUUAAGUUGUUUUAAAAAAGUUUUUAGAGCACGAGUUAAGUGGUUGAAUUAUGA
This is a messenger RNA of Diospyros lotus (date-plum), 1847 nucleotides long. RefSeq names its product glutamyl-tRNA reductase-binding protein, chloroplastic-like. The record is from RefSeq and is a predicted model, not a curated record. The transcript is spliced from 13 exons. NCBI's taxonomy places the organism in Eukaryota, Viridiplantae, Streptophyta, Magnoliopsida, Ericales, Ebenaceae. The coding region runs from base 14 to 1186 and encodes 390 amino acids.